Macroventuria anomochaeta is the source of this 3359-nucleotide messenger RNA. RefSeq names its product kinesin-domain-containing protein. The transcript has 6 exons. Gene Ontology annotation, biological process: microtubule-based movement; mitotic spindle organization. The coding region runs from base 325 to 3150 and encodes 941 amino acids. Lineage: Eukaryota; Fungi; Ascomycota; Dothideomycetes; Pleosporales; Didymellaceae. The record is from RefSeq and is a predicted model, not a curated record. Gene Ontology annotation, molecular function: microtubule binding; microtubule motor activity; ATP binding.
CAACGACGCCAAACACGCACUCCUUCACUGCUCCUCCGCGCAAGCAUUCACUGGUCUCCUCCUGGGGUGCACCAGGUAGCGCUACUCGCCGGCUCCAGGCACCUUGCGUUGGCGUUGCUUGGGGACGCUUUGAUUUGUUUUCCCCUAAAUCACGGUAGCGGGGCCCUUAAUUACCUUCUCCCACCCACGCGCCAGACCCCCGCGAGACGUGACGGUACCACAACAGCACCUCCCGCUGGGCCUGCAGCGACCACUUUUUCCCUAUACCCAGAGGUGCAGGUAAAGUGAGGCCGUGGGGCCGAGACACUGCAACGCCUCGCGAAUAUGUCGGGCUCCAACACCAUCAAAGUGGUGGCGCGGUUCCGUCCGCAGAAUAAGAUCGAGAUUGCCAGCGGUGGUGAACCCAUCGUUGACUUUAAGUCGGAGGACACAUGUUCAAUCAACUCCAAAGAGGCCUCUGGGGCCUUCACUUUCGAUCGAGUCUUCGACAUGAGCUCGCGCCAAGUUGACGUAUUCGACUACUCUAUUCGACCGACUGUCGACGACAUUCUCAAUGGAUACAACGGCACAGUCUUCGCCUACGGGCAGACAGGUGCCGGCAAAUCAUAUACAAUGAUGGGAAGCGAUAUAGACGAUGAGGCAGGCAAAGGUGUCAUUCCACGUAUCGUCGAACAGAUCUUCGCAAGCAUCCUGGCUUCUCCGAGCAACAUCGAAUACACCGUCCGGGUGAGCUACAUGGAGAUCUACAUGGAGCGCAUUCGAGAUCUGCUCAUGCCACAAAAUGACAACCUGGCUGUUCACGAGGAGAAGAGCAGGGGUGUCUACGUUAAGGGCUUGCUGGAAGUAUACGUCUCAAGUGUGGACGAGGUUUACGAGGUCCUACGAAGAGGUGGUCAAUCGAGAGCGGUUUCGGCGACCAACAUGAACGCCGAAUCGUCACGUUCGCAUUCCAUCCUCGUCGUCACAGUCACCCAGAAGAACGUCGAAACAGGGUCGAUGAAGAGCGGACAGCUGUUCUUGGUCGACUUGGCUGGUUCUGAGAAGGUCGGCAAGACAGGUGCUAGCGGUCAGACACUGGAGGAGGCGAAGAAGAUCAACAAGAGUUUGAGUGCGUUGGGCAUGGUCAUCAACUCCCUGACGGACUCGAAAGCGUCGCACGUUCCUUAUCGAGAUUCGAAACUUACCCGUAUCCUGCAAGAAUCUCUUGGAGGUAAUUCCAGAACGACCUUGAUCAUCAACUGUUCGCCAAGUAGUUACAACGAUGUCGAAACCCUCAGUACCCUGCGAUUCGGUAUGCGAGCGAAGACGAUCAAGAACAAGGCCAAGGUCAACGCUGAACUCAGUCCUGCGGAACUAAAGGCUAUGCUCAAGAAGGCACAAAGUCAGAUCACAACGUUCGAGACUUACAUUGGGUCGUUAGAGGGUGAAGUUCAGCUCUGGCGUGGCGGAGAGUCAGUUCCAAAGGAGCGGUGGACACCUGCUAUUGAAAGUAGCACAUCCACCACAAGCAAAAGGCCGGCUUCAGCAGCCCGCGCGCAGACCCCAUCGCGUUUCGAUGCCACCAGAAAUUCUGAAACGCCUUCGAGACCAGACUCGCGGAUGGACCUGGACCGCGCAGGCACACCUAGUAUACCUCUGGACAAGGACGAGAAGGAUGAGUUCUUGAGGAGAGAGAAUGAGCUUCAGGACCAAGUCGCAGAGAGGGAGUCACAACUCGCCAAGGCUGAAGACCAGCUGAAGACCGCCAAAGACGAGCUCCAGUACUACAAGGCCAAAGAUAGCGAGUCGACUAAAGCCAACGAGAAGAUGACGACCGAGCUCAACGAAAUGAGGAUGACAGUCGAGAAGAUUCAGUUCGAGGGCAAAGAGGCUCAGAUCACUAUGGACGGACUGAAGGAAGCCAACUCAGAGCUUACCAUGGAGCUUGACGAAGUCAAGCAGCAACUGCUGGACGCCAAGAUGAACGCUAAGGAGUCUAGUGCUGCUAUCGAUGAAAAGAAGAAGAAGAAGGCCGAGGCGAUGGCACAGAUGAUGGCUGGGUUUGACCUUGGUGACGAGGUGUUCAGCGAUAACGAACGCAGCAUUCGUAAGAUCAUCGAACAACUCGACCAGCUGCACGAGAUGAGUUCUACUGGAGAGGCGAUCGCUCCAGACUCUCUGCAAGAGCUGAGGGAGAGAAUAGUCGAGACCCAGGGCAUUGUUCGACAGGCAGAGCUCUCGCUGACAGCACGAAACGAAGAAGACAAUGUGCACAACAAGCGACGCGAAGCCCUUGAAGCACGAAACGCCGCUCUGCAACGCUCAUACGAAGAACUUCUCGAGAGCAACCUGUCUGAGGCAGACACCGAAGAGCUCAAGUCUCGUCUCGCAGAUGCAUACGCCGCUCGACAAGAUGGCAACGUAGAGCUUGUGGACGACCUGAAGGCAGAUCUGGCUCGGAGAGCGGAGGAGAACCAGAAGUUCAGGAACGAGAUUGAGAGCCUGCAACAACGCAUCAAGAGCGGCGCAAUUGCGAAUGGUGUCGCAAACGGCAUCAACGGCAAGUCCGUGCAGCAGCAGAUUGCUGAGUUCGACAACAUGAAGAAGAGCCUGAUGCGCGACCUGCAAAACAGGUGUGAGCGGGUCGUUGAGCUCGAGAUCUCCCUCGAUGAGACACGCGAGCAAUACAACAACGUACUUCGAACUUCUAACAACCGCGCACAGCAGAAGAAGAUGAUGUUUCUCGAGCGCAACCUUGAGCAGCUCACCGUUGUGCAGAGGCAACUUGUUGAGCAGAACAGUUCCCUGAAGAAGGAGGUUGCCAUUGCUGAGCGCAAGUUGAUCGCACGUAACGAGCGCAUCCAGUCGUUGGAGAGCUUGUUGCAAGACAGCCAGGAGAAGCUCACAGCAGCAAAUCAUCGCUUCGAGUCUCAACUCACAGCCGUCAAAGAGCGCCUCGAGGCCGCAAAGGCCGGCUCAACACGAGGUCUUGGUUCGCCCAACGCCGGUGCAUCGUUCGCCUUCGGUGGUGGCGUUGGCUCGCGGAUCGCGAAGCCCCUUCGCGGAGGAGGUGGAGACGGUCCUGCCCUCCCUAUCAUUGGCAGCCUUCAGAAGGAUGGUGAGGCCGAACCAAAGAACAAGCGUACAAGUUGGUUCUUCAAGCAAGGAUGAAUACCUCGGAUGAGACGAGCUUUUUAGAGCUUUUUGUAUACCCGGCAUUUGAUGGCUUUUGGUUUGGCACCGCAUCUUCACGACGGCGUUCGAGUGUGGUUCAGCAUGGGUCAGUAGAUGAUCACGUUUCCUUCGGUAGCCUGACAUAAGUGAACGAGACAUGAUCGUUCUGAUGUCGAAGGGCUUGGCACAUGUGCCCAUUGCCUGCG